Molecule: messenger RNA, 696 nt
Organism: Mesorhabditis spiculigera
Lineage: Eukaryota; Metazoa; Nematoda; Chromadorea; Rhabditida; Rhabditidae
Source: the annotation of a GenBank genome assembly
AUGGACACGGCGAUUAUUAGCAAGUUUGAGAUUGUCGACACGUCAACGAGUUGGCUGUCCGCGACCUAUGCCCUCGUCAAGCACACUUCCGGGCUUCUCAUUCAUACCUGGGCGAUGCACGCUGAUUACAGGGCCUACGGCCCGUACGCGGCCUGCAAUCGGAUGGUGCGCAAUUUGAGCGUGAUUUUGCAGGGCGAGGAGGCGCCAUAUGGAGAUGCGACGCACAGCCGGAUCUUCGACGUGAAGGGCCUUCUAAACACUGCGGUCAUGCAGGCUUCGUUGAAGAAAACGGAAAAAGAGGCGAUAAUCGUUGCCGGGGAUUUCAAUUCGCCUAGCCAUUUGGAUUGGACCAACGAGACCAAGAGCCAGCACUGCGGCUGGGUGGUGGAGUGGCCGGUGACAAAGUUGAUGGAAGACGCGGAAUUUCUUGAUUCUUUUCGAGAAGUUUUCUCAAAUCCAGCGACUCGACCAGGGAAAACCUGGUCCCCAAUCACGAAAGGAUCUUCCGAAUGGGAUUACGCACUUCGCGAACCGCAAGAUCGCAUCGAUUUCAUCUUCUACCAGGGCCCGAUUCAGGCUAAUAAUUCGGCUCGCUAUGCUGGCAGCGAGCCAAUCAGCCGGCAGCCAAACUGCGAGAACAACGAUUGGCCGAGUGACCAUUAUGCGGUGUGGACGGAUUUUGUGAUUGUUGAAAAA